Molecule: messenger RNA, 963 nt
Organism: Manihot esculenta (cassava)
Lineage: Eukaryota; Viridiplantae; Streptophyta; Magnoliopsida; Malpighiales; Euphorbiaceae
Exons: 1
Coding region: 1-963 (320 amino acids)
Source: RefSeq, a predicted model, not a curated record
AUGUUCCAUAAUCCUUCUGGUGCAUUUCUCAACCUUUUAGAUUCAUCCACUCUCUGUUGCAUAACCGCCAUCCUCCUCCUCUCCCUCAUUUCAGUUGCCUUUGUCUUUCAUCUCCGUCUCAAAUCACGCAGUGUACAACAUUUGCAGAGGUUCAAUUCCCUUUGGAUGGUACGUCUCCUUCUCGUCUUACUUAUAGCCAUCUGGGCCUCUAAUGAACUCUUUCGCUUGUCCUUCUUCCGUCGAAAUUAUCUCUUCCCUUUCUUUCCUUCCCUCACCCUAACGCAACAAGCCAGCUUUUGCAAAAUCCACAUUGUUUUCUCCUUAGGGUUUUUUGAGCCUGGUUUUCUUGUAACCCUACUUUUUCUUAUUAACGUAUCAACGGAGAAAAAAACUCCGCACACCACAUGGGCUAUAGCCUUCGUCUUGGCUAACUGUUUCCCAGUUCUUGCCUUGCAAGUUUUGCUCGUCUUCUUUUCUGGAUUACAUCUACCAUGGCCGGAGAUUUUUCUUAGAAGUUCAGUGGUUUCAAAAAGUGAAGAAGUGAUAUUAUGUCAAUACCCUUUAAUGAGUUCUAUCGUCUUUGGUGCUUUUGGGAUCUGGUAUUUGAUGGGCUUCUCAUUAGCAUGCUUCAAGGCGGUGAACCUUGUCAUCAACAAAGGGCUAAGGCGACGAAUUUGUGCUCUAUCUUUCACUGUCAUGAUAAUGUUACCGUUACAAAUUCUCUUCCUUGUCUCGUCGGUCUUAUGGGGUCCGGAGGAGAACAUUUAUGCCACCUUUGCGUUCUUUGUGUUCGGAACCACACUAGUAAUUGCAGCUGUGGGGGAGGGGAUUUUGGUAAUUAAACCCACCGUUGAUUCAUUGGUUGCUGGAGAAGAUGCUCUUCCAGCGUUUCUUCCUCGUGAGCAGACGGCGUCGGAGGAGCAGCAACUACCGAAAUUGGAAGACGCAAGAGUUCAAGUAUGA